Molecule: messenger RNA, 3017 nt
Organism: Candoia aspera
Lineage: Eukaryota; Metazoa; Chordata; Lepidosauria; Squamata; Candoiidae
Gene: G6PC3
Product: glucose-6-phosphatase catalytic subunit 3
Exons: 6
Coding region: 11-1051 (346 amino acids)
Biological process (GO): glucose 6-phosphate metabolic process; gluconeogenesis
Cellular component (GO): membrane
Molecular function (GO): glucose-6-phosphatase activity
Source: RefSeq, a predicted model, not a curated record
CUUCACCAUCAUGGAUAUCUUUUACACUAGUGGUGUCCAGUUUGCUGAAAUGCUUCAAGGUGCUUUGCCUGGAUUGGAAGGUUUUUGGCUUUGGGUAACCUUUUUCGGCGAUCCCAAAUGUGUCUUCAUUAUUUAUUUCCCUCUUGCCUACUUCCUGCUGGAUAAGAAGGUUGGAUUGACAGUGCUGUGGUUGGGCUUAAUCUCAGAAUGGCUGAACUUGAUCUCUAAAUGGUUCUUAUUUGGGGAACGGCCCUUCUGGUGGAUAUUUGAAUCUGGAUUUUCCAAGAAGAAGGAAAUUUUUCUCCGUCAGUUCCCAUCCAGUUGUGAAACAGGACCAGGCAGUCCCUCUGGCCACUGUAUGAUCACUGGCGCAGCCCUGUGGCCAGUUGUAAGUAUUCUGACCAAAUGGAUAGCCCAGAACUCCGAAAGCUGGAUCGUGAAGGCAAUGCCCUUUAAGGUUUAUUUCCUCCUCUUGCUGGCUGUUGGACUAUCACGCAUCUUCAUACUUGCUCAUUUCCCCCAUCAAGUCAUUGGUGGCAUAUUGGCAGGGAUCAGUCUAGGAUGGCUGCUUCAAUCCUGGGUCCCACUGGAAAGAGGACUCCGCUUCUACCUGUGGGCUUCAUUCUCCCUUUUUCUAAGUGCCACAGUGAUUUAUUGGACAUUUAUUACUCUCAGCGUAGAUCUCAACUGGUCAAUGAAGCUUGCUAUGAAGUGGUGUGAAAAUCCCAAGUGGAUUCGCAUGGACACACACCCAUUUGCCUCCCUGUGUCGUGAUGCAGCCACAUUACUGGGACUGGGACUGGCCUUCCACUCUUCCUCCUAUACCCAACUCAAACGUGAGAGGCUUGGCUGGCUUCAGAGGGGAUGCUGUGCCAUCCUGGCCCUUGUCAUCCUGUACCUCCUAAGUGGCAUUGCCCAGCCACAAGGUGUGGCUCUGUGGUAUGGGCUGAAUUUUGUAAAAUAUGCCAGUUUCCCAUGGAUAGUAAUUACAUUGCUUCCCAGAGCAGUUCAAAUACUGACCUCUUCAGGAACGCCAUCUCACACAGAGUAGCUAGUUUUACCAUGAAAUAUUUGUUCUUUCCUCUUAGAUUUUUCCAUUGAAGGAGAUGCUGUGUUUUCCUCAUGAUGUAGAGCUUGUUCAUCCCCAGGCAAAUAUGAUUUCCCUUUUGGCUUAAGCCACUGUAAUGUAUCUCCUUAAUUGUGAAUGCUUUUUUGUUCCUAUUCGUGUAACCAUGUGCUUCUCAUGUACACAUGGGGCUUUUAUUCAUGUUCAAGUCUCAAAACUGUUUCCCCCAAAAGAGACUUUUGCAACUGAGAAGGAAGAAAGAGGGUUGUACAGUGAUAUCAUGGAAUUGUCCUCAUGGGAGGAAAUGACAAGGGAGAUAACUGUAUCAUUAGAUUAUGUCAGGGGCAUCUCUUCUUCACUUAACCUAGAAAAAUCCUAUCAUGGAAAAAAAAUACACAAGAGGUUGUAGCUCAGUCUGUAGAGCACAUUCAGAAGAUCUCAGAUUCAGUCUCCAGCAUCUCCAUGGAGGGCUAGAGAAAGUUCUCCAGUAAAAUCCAUGGAAAACUGAAUUAGAUAGAUCAGUAAUCUGUUUUUGUAUAGGGCAAUUUCCUGUACUUCUAAGUGCCUUGUCUUGCCUUAGUUUGACCAACAGCCUGAGGUCAAAGUCCUAUCGCUGACAAGCAUAAAAUAGCUAUUUCACUGAAAUGAGGUAGAAACUGUUGUUUCUUGUGUGUUGAAGUUCAGCAUUGUUUGAUGCAAUUGGAAACGUCCAUGUUGAAGGCACGUAUCUUUGUUCAGUUCUAUAUCCAAAAGAAAUCAAGAGAAGACAUGCUGCAUUACUUUUCUCCCUGAUCCAUAAAUUCUUCCUGGAGCACACAUGGCUACUCUGACAAGCUUUCAGUUUUUCUAAAGAUGACUGGUUCAUUAUGAGUUAGCACCAGGGAGCUUCUAGGAAGGGCUGAGCAUCCUCUUCCCAAAUAUUCUCCUGCUUCCUGGAAUUGAGUUGGAAUGUUUUCCUGAUUUUUGUGGGCAUGGAUCCUCACAAUGGCUGCUGUAUGAAUAAUGAGAUCCCAUGUUCAUAGAGCAGCAUACAAUCGUUCAGGAGGAAACUCAUCCUUUUAAAUCCAUGAAGUAUUGGAAGGGCUACAUAUAGGAAUCCAGAAUUACAGCAGUCCCCAAAUAUGCUUCUCCAACAUCUUCUGGCACACUACCCAUCCCCUUCAAAAUCAUUUGGUUCUAUUGUCAAACCGCUUUAACCAUCCACAUUUCUCCUAAUAGUUAACUGAUCUUUUCUCUCCUGCAAUUUAAAUUAAGUUGAUUUAGCAUCUAGUUCUGCCUUCUAGAGCUGCAAAAGACUAAUAGAGAGACCUCUUCUUUUAGAACAGGCAUCGUAGAAUCUUUCCCUCCCUCUUAACGUACUCUCUCUUCUUCCGAUGUAGUGUUUUGCACUACAACGAAGCAGGUGACACUGAAAAUGAUAAUUGCAUUGGCAUCCUUGAUUCAGGGCAGGCCAGCCUACCAAACAGUGGAGAAAUAUAGUCUCCGAGUAUCCCAUCGCUGAUUUGCCAUUUUAAAAAAGAUGUUGCAGUAAAUCAUGAUGUUCAAGUUGGUAUUUGCAACUGGUUGUAUAAUGUGUAUGUUUAUUAAUUCCUUGCAGAGUAGUUGGAGUGUACUUACUUUAUACUUUAGUAUGAUAUUUAAUAAACUUAUAUUAGGUGGAUAUUUCCACAAAUGAAGCUGCAUUUUACCUACCAUCUCUCUGGCAUUCAGCGAAAACAGCUGGAAACACACACACCAGCUCACAAAAGGUUUUUGAUGAUCGAAGAGGCAAGUGACAACACCUUUUAUUUGCACUACUUUGUGAGCAGUUUUUAAAUAUUUUAAUUUUUAGAAGCAAUUCUCAUAAGCAGGAUCAUUCCUGUAGCUGUUUACCAGUCUGAUACCUUGCUCUUAGCAUGACUCUGUCCAUGUACGAGAAGACAGUAUCUUCAGGCCUAAAAGUCCCUAAGGU